CCGCCCCCGGCCCGGCCCUCCUCCCUCCUCCCGCGCCCGCGCCCUCCUCCCUCCCGCCUCCCCAGCUGUCCCGUUCGCGUCAUGCCGAGCCUCCCGGCCCCGCCGGCCCCGCUGCUGCUCCUCGGGCUGCUGCUGCUCGGCCCCCAGCCGGCCCGCGGCGCCGGCCCCGAGCCCCCCGCGCUGCCCAUCCGUCCCGAGAAGGAGCCGCUGCCCGUUCGGGGAGCGGCAGGCUGCUCGUUCGGCGGGAAGGUCUAUGCCUUGGACGAGACGUGGCACCCGGACCUGGGGGAGCCCUUCGGGGUGAUGCGCUGCGUGCUGUGCGCCUGCGAGGCGCCCCAGUGGGCUCGCCGUGCCAGGGGCCCUGGCAGAGUCAGCUGCAAGAACAUCAAGCCCGAGUGCCCAGCCCUGGCCUGCGGGCAGCCGAGGCAGCUGCCGGGACACUGCUGCCAGACCUGCCCCCAGGAACGCAGCGGUCCUGAGCGGCAGCCGCCGGGCCUGUCCUUUGAGUAUCCGCGGGACCCCGAACACCGCAGUUACAGCGACCGCGGGGAACCGGGCGCGGAGGAUCGGGCGCGCGGUGAAGGCCACACUGACUUUGUGGCGCUGCUGACAGGGACGAGGUCGCAGGCGGUGGCACGUGCCCGGGUCUCACUGCUGCGCUCCAGCCUGCGUUUCUCCAUCUCCUACCGGCGACUGGACCGGCCCACCAGGGUGCGCUUCUCGGACCCCACUGGCAGCGUCCUGUUUGAACACCCUGCAGCCCCCACUCAGGACGGCCUGGUCUGUGGGGUGUGGCGGGCAGUGCCUCGGUUGUCUCUGCGGCUCCUCAGGGCAGAACAGUUGCAUGUGGCGCUCGUGACACCCACUCACCCUUCAGGGGAGGUCUGGGGGCCUCUGAUCCGGCACCGGGCCCUGGCUGCAGAGACCUUCAGCGCCAUCCUGACUUUGGAGGGCCUCCAGCAGCCAGGUGUAGGGGGAGUCACUCUGCUCACGCUCAGCGACACAGAAGACUCCUUGCAUUUUUUGCUGCUCUUCAGGGGGCUGCUGGACCCCAGGAAUGGGGGGCUGUCCCAGGUUCCCUUGAGGCUCCAGAUUCUACACCAGGGGCAGCUGCUGCGAGAGCUCCAGGCCAAUGGCUCAGCCCAGGAGCCGGGCUUCGCCGAGGUGCUGCCCGACCUGACAGCUCAGGAGAUGGACUGGCUAGUGCAGGGAGAGCUGCAGAUGGCUCUGGCGAGGACAGCUGGGCCGGAGCUGCGCAUCAGUGGGCACAUUGCUGCCAGGCAGAGCUGCGAUGUCCUGCAAAGUGUCCUUUGUGGAGCUGAUGCCCUGACUCCGGUCCAGACCGGGGCUGCUGGCUCAGCCAGCCUCACACUGCUAGGAAAUGGCUCUCUGAUCUAUCAGGUGCAGGUUGUAGGUACAAGCAGUGAGGUGAUGGCCAUGACACUGGAGACCAAGCCUCAGCGGAGGAACCAGCGCACUGUGCUGUGCCACAUGGCUGUGCUCCGCACGGGGGGACAUACGACUGCAGGUGUCUGCCCUGGGCUGGGUGCCCGAGGGGCGCACAUGCUGCUGCAGAACGAGCUGUUCCUGAACGUGGGCACCAAGGACUUCCCGGACGGCGAGCUGCGGGGGCACGUGGCUACCUUGCCCUACAGUGGGCACAGCGCCCGCCAUGAGACACUGCCUGUGCCCCUGGCAGGAGCCCUGGUGUUGCCCCCUGUGCAGAGCCAGGCAGCUGGGCAUGCCUGGCUCUCCCUGGAUGCUCACUGUCACCUGCACUAUGAAGUGCUGCUGGCUGGGCUUGGUGGCUCAGAGCAGGGCACCGUCACUGCCCACCUCCUCGGGCCUCCUGGGAUGCCAGGACCCCGGCGGCUGCUGAAGGGAUUCUACGGCCCAGAGGCCCAGGGCGUGGUAAAGGACCUGGAGCCUGAGCUGCUGCGCCACCUGGCUCAGGGCACUGCCUCCCUGCUGAUCUCCACCAAGGGGAGUCCCAGAGGGGAGCUUCGGGGGCAGGUGCACAUCGCCAAUCACUGCGAGGUGGGCGGCCUGCGUCUGGCUGCGGCCGGGGCCGAGGGUGCGCAGACACCUGGGGCUCUGGAUGCAGCGGCAGUGGCAGCUGCGUUGCCAGCACCGCCCCCUGUGCCUGGUCCUGAGGUCCCAGCACCCGCCAAACCCGGUGGUCCCGUGCGGCCCCGAGACCCCAACAUGUGCUUCUUUGAGGGGCAGCAGCGUCCUCAUGGGGCGCGCUGGGCGCCCAACUAUGACCCGCUCUGCUCCCUCUGCACCUGCCAGAGACGGACAGUGAUCUGUGACCCUGUAGUGUGCCCACCACCCAGCUGCCCCCAGCCGGUACAAGUGCUGGACCAGUGCUGCCCCGUGUGCCCGGAGAAACAAGAUGUCAGAGAGCUGCCAGGGCUGCCUAGGAGCCGGGACCCAGGAGAGGGCUGCUAUUUUGAUGGUGACCGGAGCUGGCGGGCAGCGGGUACCCGGUGGCACCCUGUCGUGCCCCCCUUUGGCUUAAUUAAGUGUGCUGUCUGCACCUGCAAGGGGGGCACCGGAGAGGUGCACUGUGAGAAGGUGCAGUGUCCCCGGCUGGCCUGUGCCCAGCCUGUUCGCGCCAACCCCACAGACUGCUGUAAACAGUGUCCAGUGGGAUCAGGGGCCCGCACCCAGUUGGGGGACCCCAUGCAGGCCGAUGGGCCCCGGGGCUGCCGUUUUGCAGGGCAAUGGUUCCCAGAGAGCCAAAGCUGGCACCCAUCGGUGCCCCCCUUUGGAGAGAUGAGCUGUAUCACCUGCAGAUGUGGGGCAGGGGUGCCCCACUGCGAGCGGGAUGACUGUUCACUGCCGCUGGCCUGUGGCUCCGGGAAGGAGAGUCGGUGCUGCUCCCACUGCACACCCCGGGGGUCAGCCCCAGAGACCAGGACUGUUCCAGAACUUGAGAAAGCAGCCGAAGGCUCCUAGGGAAUGGCCGGAAGCUGCAUGACCAAGAGGACUGGGCCUGAGCUGGGGGAAGGGGCGGCGCCGUGGACCCCGCGUUCUCCUUUGCGGAAACCCAGUGCCUUUGGCUCCUCCGACCUGCCUCUUCUGCCCACCCCACUACCUCUGGGCACCACCUCCACGGGGGGCAAGCAGCCAGGCCAGGCCCAGGCCAUCUCCACCCCGACUGCUGGCCUGCCCACCCUGGCCUGUGCCCUGAAGCCCAACCCCUUUCCUUUUGUACAUAAUGUCACUGGCUUAUCGGGAGUUUAAUUUAUCCUCACUCAGCACCAAGGGUCACCCCCUUCCCCCCCACUCCACUCCUGCUGCCCCUGAGCUGAGCAGAGUCAUUGCUAGAGAGUCGUGUAUUUAUUAAAACAUUCUGUUUUUCAGUCUU
Lepus europaeus (European hare) is the source of this 3373-nucleotide messenger RNA. It is a transcript of the gene CHRD, whose product is annotated as chordin. The coding region runs from base 82 to 2961 and encodes 959 amino acids. The record is from RefSeq and is a predicted model, not a curated record. The transcript has 23 exons. NCBI's taxonomy places the organism in Eukaryota, Metazoa, Chordata, Mammalia, Lagomorpha, Leporidae. Gene Ontology annotation, molecular function: protein binding. Gene Ontology annotation, biological process: multicellular organism development.